UCUUAUUUAUUGAAUGAAUCCGUUAAGUUGGCUAUACUGAAAUAAAUAACAUUUUCAAUUUAAAAUAUUCAAGUGUGAAUGAUUCAAUUUAUUUUGUUAAACUAUUAACGAUCAGCAAAUUUAAUGUUGAAAAUGCUGCGAACUAAUUGCAAUAACAGUUCUCUGGACGCUCAGGUGAAUAUAGUAAAGCGUUUGGAAAAGUUAAAUAAAUGGCAGGAAGAGCAGAAACGUCUGCUGGACGAGCGCCAAAAUAUGCAACGAAAAAUGCUCGGCUUAGAGCACCAGGAUGUAUAUGAAAAAUUAGGAUUCAUAUCUGAUAACGACAUCAUUGCAAAUGUAGAGAAUGGCGGUGGUGACACAUCAGUUGAUCAGAUAAAAAUAUAUGGAGAUGAAAAUAAUUUUGGGUCUGACAGUAAAAUCAAUGAAAUAGAGAACCGAUUAUUUCAAGGCAUAAAUAAAAAUCAAGAAGAGUUCUCAAAUCCAAGAAAUUAUAACAAUAUUGCCUACAAUAAUGAAGAACUUGAAGUUAUAGAUGCUAAACCCAAGCGGCCAUAUCUUAAACGUGGCGAGGGCAUAAAAGCACGAUAUAAAAUAUCGCCGGAGUCUUUGCGACUAAACAACUUGCCGCGAUAUAAGUAUGCUGCGACGCAUUCGAAAAUUAAAAAUAUGCAACGUCGUAGGCUGGCACCCAGAGUAAAACCAUCUCAAAAAAAUUUAGUAUCAGUGGCUAACACAGAGGAUUAUAUUGAUGAUAUAAAACAGGAUGUAAAUGAGAAACAAUUUCAUAAAAUGUUGGCAACGGCGAAUCCUGCUAACAGUUCUACACCAGAUUCCAAGUAUUCUAAAGCGCCCUCUUCUUCCAUUUCUAUAACUCUACCCAAUGUUCGGUUAAGAAAAACUGAAUAUAAAGAAACAAAAGUUUGUGAAGACUUUGAAGAAAGUGGACCGGAAGAGCAAGUUGAACCAUAUGUCUCAAUUACUUGGUCAAAAGUUCUCGAUCCGCAACAUAUAAAACCAAUACCUAUAGAAGAUUUACGAACGAAUGUAUCUAUAUCUGAAAGAAAUACUAAUACUAAUGAAGAUGAUGAAACUUUAAGUAUCUUCGAACUUCUUGAGAGACAAGCUGAUCAAGGAGCUAUUGACAUGAACUCCAGUUGUGUUAAAAAAUUCCUAAACAAUAAAAUUAAAAACGAUAAAAAUGAUUCAAAUGAAACGGAAAUGCUUAUAAAAAAGAGAUAUGCUGAUUGUCGCUUGCGACCCACUGUGGAAGAGAUGUUAAGGUGUGAUUCUGACGAAGAAAAUAGUUCUUCUGAUAGCACAGACCUUAGAGGCGAAGAACGUCGAACACCUGGCAUCUUAACUUACCUAAGUGCUGAAUGCAAAAAUGAAUCAACAUUAAAUGGGGACAAAAUGGAUUUGCAUGUCCGGUUUUCUGAAGAAAAUACAACUUGUGAAUAUGAACAGUGCGAAGAUAUAAUUUCCAAUAAUUCUAUGAUAGAUGAAGCAACGACCACAAAUAAAAGUUCAUAUUUAUUUCAUCAAUUCAAGGAUGCUCUCUUUAGUGCAUUGCUGGGCAAAGAUGCUGGAGAAGACAAAGCAACAGGUCAGAAAAUGUUGAUGUCCUCACCACCAUCUGCGUUAACGCAAGAACUACAAGAAAAGAGCAACAUUAUUAAAUUACGUCUGGAAGAGCUUGAAAAGGAAAUAGCUGCCUUCAGGAAUAAUAACAUUGAAUUAUUGCGAGCUAAACAGGAAUAUGAAAUGGAGAGAGCACAUUUCAGUCAAGAACGUAACGAAGCACUGGAUCGCUUAAAAGACGACAAGAUUCAAAUGGAAAUGUACCUGCAUGAUGAAAGAAUGAAAAUUGAAGAAGAAAGACGUAAAUUUGAACAUCAAAUGCGAGUGCAAAAACAAGUAAUUACUAGCAAAGAACGAAAGGAAAUUGCACGACUCAAGGAUGAAUUAGAAGCGCUACAAAUUCAAUUGAAACAAAAGGAACAAUUACAUGCAUCUGCGCAGGCGCGUUUGCGUGUCCAAAUAAGAAAUAUGGAACGUGAUCAAAAACAACUAUAUGAAGACAUUGAACGACUAACGAAGGAAAAUAAACGAUUGCAAAAUGAGAAACAGAAACUCGAAAGAGAGGGCAACAAUAAAAUGCUUAUGGAAAUAAAUAGAAACAUAGCCAAAUUAGCACCCAAAUUGACUAACGGGAACACAUCCAACAAUUCUGAAUAUCCCGAUUUAAAUAAUCGAUCUUGCACCAAGAACUCGAAGCCAUUACACACUUCACCUACUCAAAAAUCAAAUGGAAAAUUUCAUCGUAUAACGAAAGCUCCACCUAACACGCGUAAUACUAGCAGAACAGAUUUAAUAAAUGAUUCAGAAAAGUCAUGUGCUUUAUAUAAAUUGGAUAUUGAUGAACGGUGUAAUGACUCGGAAGGCGAUUUAGCAGAUGAUGAUGAUGAUAUUAUUUCCGAAUUGAAACAGACCCAGAAUUGUAAAAGCGUGAAAUCUGUUGAAAGUACAAGUCGUUCUAAUACCUCGAAAGAUACUGUAAUUUACAAAGGUAAUGAUAGGCCUAGUGUAAAAGACCAUGUCGUGGAUAUGGAACGGGAAGCGAGUGGGCAUAAAAGUGGUAAAAGUGGUUCAGAGCGUGAAGAAAAUUUUCGACGUGAAAUUAUUAAUCCAGAUGGCAGUAAAGAUAUUUUGUAUCCAAAUGGUAACUUAAAAAAAAUCUCCUCGGAUGGCAUGAACAUCCGUAUGUUAUACUUCAACAAGGAUAUUAAAGAAACUAAUGUCAAUGAGGGGACUGUUAAAUAUUAUUACGCUGAAACAAAUACCUGGCAUACAACAUACCUAGAUGGGCUGGAAAUUCUAGAAUUUCCCAAUGGUCAAACCGAACAUCGUUAUAAAAAUGGAGUUGUUGAAAUUCAUUUGCCCGACAAUUCUGUGAAAAUUACAAACCCCGCUGAGAAGGAGAAACUAGAAGAGUGGCGUUUUGCUGAUGGUACAAAUUUAAUACAAAUGCGAAAUGGCGAUAGAGUUUUGAUGUUGCCUAAUGGUCAAAAAGAGAUACAUACGAAACUUAAUAAGAGACGUGAAUACCCGGAUGGCACAGUCAAACUGGUUUAUCCCGACGGAAGUCAAGAAACGCGGUACUCAAAUGGGCGGGUACGGUUAAAAGACAAAGAUGGCAUCCUAGUAAUGGACACUGAACGAAUUUAAAUAUACGUAUUGUGUCGAGCUAUUUUACAAAAUAUUCUGUGUUAAUUAAAAAUUUAAAAUGUAAAACAAAAUAAAAAAUUAUAGUAUUUUUGUGAAGAAGUAAACAAAAUCUUUAUUUAUUAAUAAUAUUUGAAAUUACAAAUUGACGGUAAGGAAUUUUUCAAUCCUCAUUUUCAUUAUCUUCUUCCUCUGGUGGAUCGAAAUCACGUAUCUUUACGUCAGCAUCUUCUCCAUAUUGUAUUACGUUGUCGAUUUGGAGAAGCAAAUCCUGGAUACUUUCUUCAUCGUCAACAUUCAGUGGAACGAAUCU
This is a messenger RNA of Zeugodacus cucurbitae (melon fly), 3535 nucleotides long. RefSeq names its product centromere protein J (gene Sas-4). Gene Ontology annotation, cellular component: centriole; nucleus; centrosome. The record is from RefSeq and is a predicted model, not a curated record. Gene Ontology annotation, molecular function: tubulin binding. Gene Ontology annotation, biological process: cilium assembly; centriole elongation. NCBI's taxonomy places the organism in Eukaryota, Metazoa, Arthropoda, Insecta, Diptera, Tephritidae. The transcript has 2 exons. Bases 124 to 3225 code for a protein of 1033 amino acids.